Messenger RNA from Temnothorax curvispinosus, 4352 nucleotides. It is a transcript of the gene mura, whose product is annotated as RING finger protein 44-like. Lineage: Eukaryota; Metazoa; Arthropoda; Insecta; Hymenoptera; Formicidae. The coding region runs from base 872 to 2989 and encodes 705 amino acids. The record is from RefSeq and is a predicted model, not a curated record. The transcript has 10 exons.
UUGGUGGUGCGCCGUCGUCGGACGAAGUGUCGUGUCGGAGUGCGCGGUGUUUCUCGGUGUGUCUCGCGUCUCGCUCCCCGAACUGAAGUCGCGAGUGAGCGAGCGAGGGAGGGUGAUACGCGCGCUCUAGAGCGAGGAGGAGAAAGAGAGAGUGUUGUAUCGGCGGCGGUGAGAAGAGACGUGCGCGCGCGCGCGCGCGAAUAUAUACGUGCGUGCGGUGCGUGCGUCGUGCACGCGAGUGUUUCCUCCUCCGUUGACGGUCUUUCGAAUCGGUGUACGUGUGUGUGUGUCUGCUACGUAUAAUACGCCGUCGCGCGCGCGUGUCCGCGCCGCCUCUGGUCCCUCGAUAUACCGUCGUCGUGGCUUCUGCUCUCUCGCGCUUCUACGUCCGCUCUUCGCGCACACGUACACACACACGUUUUGACAUACACGCUCGGGGGACGGGCGCGAUCGAGCGCCGCGUGCGCGCGCGCACAUACACGCGCGCGUAACACGUAUACGGGAACAACACGACGUGGAGGCAUGACAGCGACGCGGGAGUGUUACCCCAUACGGUUCUUCUCGGUGCACGUCGAUCGGUGGUUCAGCCAAGUGAUCUUGUGAGAGAAGUGAGAAGACAGCCUGGCUGGCUGCGCCCAGCGUCGCGCGCGCACACCGAGAAGGAACCUCCUUGUGUCAAGCUUGAGGACGACGACGACGACGACGACGGCGGCAACGGCAACGGCAAGGAGGGUGAGAAGGAGAAGGAGGAGGAAGGGGAAUACCGCCGGACGAGAGAGCAAGUGACAAAAAGGACAGGGUGAGGCGAGGAGUAAGAGGGAGAGUAAGAGAGAGACAGACACGGGCGAGAGUAAAGAAGGACAGACGGAGGAUGAAUGGCCCCGGGAGUCAUCAGCACCGCAGCUUGGGCAUGCAGGGACGUUACAGAGCCGUGGUGGCCAAUGGCGCCCCAUCGGGGCCGCACGCGCGCACCCCCGCGUCGUCUCAUCCCCGCAAUGGUGGUUGGCACCCCCACGGUCUGCACCAGCACCAGCAGCAGCAGCAGCACCAGCCUCAGCAGCAACAGCAGCAGCAGCAGCAACAGCAGCAGCAGCAGCAGCAAUUCGCCGCCGGCAGCAAGGAAUACCCGUACCGGCAGUGCCCGCCACGAUAUCACAAUGGGGAUUGCCCCGGGGUCGGCACGUCCUCCGGACCGACUGGCAAGGAGGUUUCCUAUCACGGGAACGUGGGUGGAAGCAGCGUGGGAUAUAAGCCCCCACCGCAGCACAGCCCACAGACGAGGGGCCCGUCGCCGCACUUCCCCCAGGAACCGGUAGGCCCGCCGGCCAACUCCCCGCCGUUGCACAUCAAUAUAUGCGGACAGGAAAAUACCAUGCGCGGUCCUAUACUGAACAUAAGUCCCGGCCUUGGAGCCAGCGGAGUAGACAUGGAGUACCGCAGGAACUCUCAAGCCACGAACCAGCUACCUCUAAGCCCUGUGCAGAUCCAACCAUCGCCGCCUUACUACAGGCAGCCUAGUCAGGACGAUGGUAGAAAAAGCGAGUCGCCGUCGAGGAAGCGUCGCCGAAUAUCUCGCAACGGCGCCGUGUCUGGAAUAGAGGUCCGAGAGACGACGCCGCCAGCGCCGACGCCACCCUUGCACACACCACCGCCUUGGGAAUUUGGGGGCGCGCCACAACGGCGCUCGCCCCGCAAUCACAUAUCCACUCGCGGCAUUUCGACGGUCAGGAAUCAGCGUUAUCAACGAUACGCGGAUACGUUCGGGCUCUCCUAUCCGUUCCUAGGUCACAGUCCCCAUCAGAGCAUCCACAAUUCCCAUCACGGCCUUCACAAUUCGCAUCACAACAUUCAUGGCUCCCACCCUCACGGUCUACACAACUCCCACCACAACAUCCAUAACGCACAUCAGGCGCAUCCCCAUCCGCAUCCCGCGGCCAGUGGUACGGGACACCAUCCUGCGCAGGGGGCAAACGCGCCCGUGGUCGUCGACGUUGGUCAAGUCGGCGUGUCCGGCCUAGGAGUCGCCGUUAGUGGAGAGCCGCUGUGGCAUCCGCAGGCGCCUGGCUACAGGAUUCCGUGUCAGCUUCACAGUCUCUACUCACCUCAUGGAACGCACCCGUUCGGACAUUCGUGCCAGGUAACGCAUCAUCACAGUCAUUAUUCCGCUGCUCAUCCAACGCAUCCGAGUCACGGAAUAGUCGGUUCUUUGGUGGGUGCUGCUCCCAGAGGAUACGCGCCACCAGCCGGUGGUGUUGCAGGUCUGCACACCGCGGGUCCACCGCCCGUCCACACCGAUUACACCGCGCAUCAUCAAUUGUCUCAGCAGAGAGAAGUUGAGCUCGAACUGAUAGAGUCCCAUCAUCACCACAGAGUGGGUGCCACGGCUGGUGCACCAUUGCCGUUACCACACUCAUAUUCCCCGCCGGCUCUUACGCAGGUGACGACACCGCCGCCCAUAUUCCUGUCGGAGACGCGAAACAGUCAAUUGGAGAUUGUACAGAACAGAAACCGACGGUUAACGUCCAACGUCCUACGACGACCAAGAUUCAACAGAUGGAGGAACGCGACUCAGUUACCCAUGGCUUAUCCGGGAUAUUUACUACACUUCCUUGCAAUGUUCAGCAAUCCACCGCUGUCCCCCUACAAUCAGGCCGAACUGUCCUCGCCCGACUCGGUCACGGAGAACUACGAGGCAUUGCUGUCCUUGGCCGAAAGACUGGGCGAGGCUAAGCCGCGGGGCUUGACUCGCGCGGAAGUCGAGCAGCUGCCCUCAUACAAAUUCAACGCGGAGACACACCAGGGCGAUCAGACCAACUGCGUCGUGUGUAUGUGCGACUUCGAGGCCCUCCAAUCUCUACGUGUUCUACCGUGCUCUCACGAAUUUCAUUCUAAGUGCAUCGACAAGUGGCUUAAGUCUAACCGAACGUGUCCAAUAUGUCGCGGCGACGCUGGCGAGUAUUUCGGAAAUAGCAGCAGCAGUUCUGACUGACGCCAAGCCGGCGAUGUACACUAGCGCGAAACGCCGCAGCCAUCGAGAACAUUACUACUGCGCGUUACGGGAAUGCCGAUCGUUGCGUUGCUAUUUCACGUGAAUCCGUGUCGUUGAACACCCGCGUCAUCUUGGCUGAGAUACUCCGUUGAUGCAAGAUGUUUACAGUCGGUGGUCAAGAAUCAUCUUUCCGUUGAAAAUAACGACGCUGAAACUGGCCGAAUGCAAGUGAUGGGAAGAAUAGCUGUGAAUGUACGACCUCAUUGUACCUGAGUGUCACGGCGUAAGCGGAGGAUAUCAAGCUUGAAGAACGGUCCAGCGUCUUACCGUCUUACGUUUUGAGAGGAAUAGCGAGACGCAAUAAAAGCAAUUUAGCAAAACGACGAAAUAGUCCAAGAGAUUCAACGUUCCGUUAGGUUACGGCGCAUUUCCUAUCAAAAAGAAAGAACAAGUCGAAGUCGGAUAUUUACUUGGUUCUCGUUUAUAAUGCUUCAAUUAAUGUUUUAACGCUCAUUAAUUAUUUGUUAAUUGCUACUCUGCAUUAUCGAAUUUAUGUACAUAAAAUAGUAUACGCAGACAUCGCAACUUUCCAUUAACGUUCCAUUUUUUUUUAAAUAGUUUGUCUUUCAAUCCAGUAAUUGUAUAUAUUUGCGUAAACACCCUUAUACAUAUACGUGUGCGCGUACAAAACCAGUGUUAGUUUUGUUUGGACUUAACCAAAAUGUAGAACAAAUUCUUUUGCAAUAAAAAAAGUGUAUAUCGUCAGGUAAGGGAAAAAAUUAUAACUUCCUACUGUUAUAGGCUCUUGUGUCUUUGUAGUAUAUAUACAUAUAUAUAGACCAGCUAAUUAUUUUAUUAUAUUAUAGAAAUGUAUGUAAGUAAAAUUAAAAUUAGUUGGCACCUUAAGUGCCGGUAGGUAGAAAUUGUUGGAUUAUUGCACCAGAUGCCACGUAACUAUUUUAUAAAAUAUCUGUAGGUCCGUGUUUAAUCCGAAAUUCAUUUAUUCUUCUCUCUUGCGGCAAUUUAUCAUGAUUAUUUUUUACCUAAGUGUGCUCUAACGUGUGAUGGUUACGAUUAUUACGCUGUGCACUUUGUGAAGUCUGAUUUAAAGUGAUCUACAUCCAAAACGAACGCGUGAAUUUCAGAGAGGAAGGAUUUUGCUUUUAAACCGCGAGAGAGACAAUCUGGCGUAUAAAUGGUCAAAUGCAUCCAAAAAAGAAAGGGGGAAAAAUGGAAAAAAUGUAACGUAAGGAUAUUGCUUCUGUUUCCUGCGUAUCUACCUCUAAUAGAAAGAAAACGAGACGAUUCAUAUUUUUUUAUAUACACAUCUCAUAAACAAUAAACAUACCUAUGAUAAGUGAAU